AUGGUUAAUCACAUUUCUUUUUUGUUAGUGUUUUUUCUCUGUGUUACAUCCUCGAAUGCAGCUAAAAUUGUUCCAGUAAAUAUGAUUUGUGAGAGAGUGAAAAACCCUUCAUUUUGUUCAAAUCUUCUUUAUUCAAAAUCCGGCGCAGACCUAAUUACUCUUGCACAAUACACAAUUGAUGUAGUUCGUGCCAAUAUGACCAACACAGUGAACCUUAUCAAUACUCUGAUUGCAAGUUCUCAUAGUUUGAACGCACUAAGUCAUUACAAACUUUGUUUGAAAGUAUUUGUUAAUGAUGGAGGUGCUCUUUUUGUGCUUGAAAAUGUUCAAAGAGUUUUGAAGGAGGGAAAUUAUCAGCUCAUGAAUGUUGGAGCAAAUGAUAUCAUGACUGAUAUUAAUAAUUGUAUUAAUGAUCCUACUUUUCAAGAUACUUCUUCCCUUUCAAAAUCUGCUGGAGAUGUGUUGCAAGCCGAUCAAGUUAUUCAAACUUUAUCAACUUUCUUAUUGUCUGAUAAUUGA
Molecule: messenger RNA, 519 nt
Organism: Vicia faba (fava bean)
Lineage: Eukaryota; Viridiplantae; Streptophyta; Magnoliopsida; Fabales; Fabaceae
Source: the annotation of a GenBank genome assembly